Molecule: messenger RNA, 1143 nt
Organism: Dermacentor albipictus
Lineage: Eukaryota; Metazoa; Arthropoda; Arachnida; Ixodida; Ixodidae
Source: RefSeq, a predicted model, not a curated record
AUGAAAUCGAAGAACGCGAAGGCCGCGGGGGACGGGGAGCAAGUGCAGUGCGACGAGUGCCUGCGAUGGUGCUUCCUCGACGAAACUAAGUUCCAGAAUGUAGCAGACGCGGAGGGGUCUAGCUUCACGUGGAAUUGGGCGGCUAAGUUCGACGAGCUUAAGGCAGAACUGAGGGAGGAACAGGAGAAGCAGGUAGCACUGCAGGCGAAAGUUGACAAUUUUGUCAAGGUGGAGGCGGCCCAGGCCGCGCAGUUAGUAAGGACCGUGGCCGAGCUUGAGGCAGAAAAAGAAAGGAGCGCCGAACUGGAAAGGCGGCUCGACGCGCUGGAGACGCGGGCAGCGGAGAAGGUCGAGUCAGGUCAACAAAGUGUUGGCAAAAACUCGGAAAGUAGGGUAGACCCUACAGGCGAAGUGGGAGGCAGGGAGCCAAAGCAAGCCGUCGUCAGCUCGCCGCCGGUCAAACGGCGUAGUUAUAGUGAAGCUGCACAACGCGCCCCGAGUGAGGCGACGCUGCAGUCACAGGGGCGCCAGCGGGCGCAAAGGGAGGGGCAGCAGGCACAGGCUGCAGUCGAACGGUUUGCACGUAGAAGGGUCCUGGUGAUAGGGGACUCCAAUGUGGGGAGGGCCGAACAGGGCGUGAUGGCGAGAGUGAAGGCGGACGGGCGAGUACAGGUGGAGGUGCAAGCGGGCAAGGGUAUGGCGGAAGUAAUGACCAAGGCGCGGGAAGUAGUUGGGGUCAGCACGGAGAGCGACAGCUUGGUCAUUAUGCAUUCUGGGCUCAAUGACGUGCUUAAGGGGAGAAGCCAGGACCUUGAGAGGCACAUUGAGACUGGGCUGAGUAAGCUUAGAGAGGCCUCCGGGAGGGUGCAUGUGACCAUAUGCACUAUCCCAGAGGUCCAGGGCCAGGCUUACCAGGUAGAAAGGAGGGUGGUUGAAGCCAAUCGGGUCAUUAGGAGUCUGAGCGGACGACUCGGGUACAGCGUGAUGGAGGUCAACAGGGACGUGUACGGAAUCGGCUUCCGGCCUUUUGUGCAGGAUGGUAUUCACUACAGUGGUGCCACUGGCAAAAGGAUAGGGGCCAGGAUGGGUCGCCAGGCAACAGCUUUUUUAGGGGGACCCAGAGCCCUGAAAGAAGCAGUGUAG